AUGGCGGCUGCCGCUGACUGUGCCCCAUUGGGAGUCGUCGGUAGUGGUAGCCCAUGGGUUUCUCUAUUUGGUAUUGCUCUGGAUAGUAGGUUGGAUUAUUACGAGACCGAAUUCAUCGAUGGGGUGCUAAGAAUUCUGAGAUUAGUGAUUGAAGAAGUGUCUAAGCUUCGGGCGAAUAGCCUGGUUGGGCAGUUCCUAUGGCAUCCUGCUUCGAUUUCCUCUAUCAGAUUCUUGGCUAAUUGGUUAUGGGGAAGAGACGGAGAAGUGCGUAUAUCUAAGCUUGGUGACAAUAUGCCAGUGGGGUUUUGA
Molecule: messenger RNA, 309 nt
Organism: Linum trigynum
Lineage: Eukaryota; Viridiplantae; Streptophyta; Magnoliopsida; Malpighiales; Linaceae
Source: the annotation of a GenBank genome assembly